UUGUCAGAUACGUUACUUCCCGUCAUUGAACGAUAGGAAUUACCAGAACGAGUUGUUUCCUUACAACAGGCCGCAGCAAGAGAUCGGUUUUCCGAACGCAAGAAUGGCUAUAUUACCAACAACAGAGACAAAUGUGUUUCGUUCGCCUCAGGAAUGGAUUCAGAGAGUGGCAUCGCCCGUGCAGUUACAGUUGACAGCGUCUUCCUCGUCACCUUUGUCAAUCUGCACACCAUUGCAACCAAUUCAUGAUACUACAAUCGCCCAUCGUCCCUUGCAGAUGUACGAAAAAUUUUUGCCUUGUGCUCAGCCGAAUUCGACGACACCCAUACCCGUGUAUCAGCGACCAAUGGAACUAUACCAGGAGCCGCUGCUGAAACGGAAGAAUCAAGGGGUCGACUUCAAUAAUCUCAUAUUAUUAACGAAGAAUAGUAUCAAGACGCGACGCGGUCACACGAAGCCCGCUAUUCAGCAGCCUUUUCUUUUGGAUUCCAGACAGAGCCUGAAAACCUCCAGUCACAAAGCGCAAAUGCAGUGGCUCGACAGAGAUUACAGUGCAAAGAAGACAAAGGAGGUCGUGACUGUAAAUGCGCUCGUAUCCGAACUUCGUAGCUUUGAGGAGAAAUAUGAAUACUGCAAAGGAACCAACACCAGCUGGAGAAUGACCGCUGAAUCACCGCAAGGCCAACAAAAAUCGUCUGAAACCGCUUCGUUCCGUUUGAAGGAUAGAAUCCUCGAGAACGAGAGUUUUAGAUGCAGGUCGAAAGAUAAAUUCUUUGAAAAUGAAAAAUCAAGAUAUAGAACUUCGGACGCUGCAGAGAAAGACAGGAGAAUGAAGCGGCCGCUUUAUAGGGACGUGCUGGCAAAUGAAGCGGCGUCUGCGAACGAAGCGGUCCUGGAUAAUAUCUUCGAGAAGAGGUACGACGAGCUCGAGCAGCAAGCAAUGGAACAAUACAGGAACUCAGAGGAGUCGUUAGCGCUCAAAUACCAAGAGUUGGAACGUCAAGCGAUGGAACAGUAUGGAAAUAACAACGGGGGAGACGAAAAGCACUCGACGGAUCAGGAUUGUCUCGAUGGAUGUUCAGGAUACGGACACUGUAGUCCCUUGAAAGGACAAUCAGAGAAGAAGGGUUCUUGUUUUCCGCAAAUCACACUUUUGAAGCCAAAGGGUAAAUCCAUGCCGAAUGUAUACCACGGGUCGUCGUGUAAUGACAGUAAUUCUCAAGCAGCCAUUGCUUCAAGAAGUUUAUCUAUGUUGACUGACGGAUCGUCGAAAGAAUCGAAAAACAUAUGUAAGGGUGCAUCAGGAGAUAAAAUCGAUACGAAUGUUCGAGCAUCAUCGAAGCGGCGUCUGAUACUGAUGUCACCCUUCGAACGCAAAUCAGAGGCCAGACGAAUAAUAAAGACAACGGAACUGCGAGAUAUUUACUCAUUCUCCCAAACAAGAAAGAAUAUACUCAACUAUUGCCGGACUUCCGAUAUCGCCCAGAAUGGCAGUGGUGAUGAAAAUAUAACCUUAUUACAGUCACCCGACACUGAAGUUUGGUUGUCCGGAUUCUGGACCACUUAGAAGAAAUUCAACGAAUUUUUUUGAGAAAAACUAAAUGAAAAUAGAAGUUCCUUUGCGAAGACAACGUCGGUGGAUUGAACUGAAGAAAUUCUUCAGAAAAAAAAAAUCAUGAUUUGUAAUAUAAUUAAUAUUAUAGGCACAUAAUAUGAAUAUACAUGUAUGUAUGGAAAGUAAGUUAUAAU
This is a messenger RNA of Solenopsis invicta (red fire ant), 1749 nucleotides long. RefSeq lists its product as uncharacterized. The coding region runs from base 104 to 1567 and encodes 487 amino acids. The record is from RefSeq and is a predicted model, not a curated record. NCBI's taxonomy places the organism in Eukaryota, Metazoa, Arthropoda, Insecta, Hymenoptera, Formicidae. The transcript is spliced from 8 exons.